AUGUCUCCUGAUAGUGAGGUUUGGGCCUACUUGGCUAUCAAAGAUCUUGCAGAAGGAAUUUCAUCUGCAGCUGGCCAAGAUGACUCCCAGUCUUGUAUGCUUGACAGAGUCGAGUCUUGGACUAGGGGUGAGGGUGCACCUGUGAUAAGCGACAGCACUGCUGGGGAUUGGGGUAUACGGGUCACGAAAGAUCGCCGCGGUAUACGGAAGACUGAAAGACUCGUUGGCCUCCCUUCCUACGCCCUGAUACCGCCAGAUCAAGCAAGGACAAGUGGUGUUGAUUUCAGAAUUGGGGUAGCUCGUAUCAAGCUGUCAGGGAAUGGCAAGUCAGUUAUGUGGGAUACACCGAAUCCUCCUCGGUCAGGUAAGUUGUCAUUCUUCGCCCCGUGUGAUAACGAGAGAUUAUGUGAUAUGCGUCUGCGCACACUGGACUUGCGCAGCACCAGGGGCCUCACCUUGUUCUACGUCGGGUCUUCUCUGCGGGCUAUUCAUUCUCAUACCUCUCGCUUCCCAACUGCGUUGACGACAUACGCGCGUUUGCUGGAACACGCUCGAAAGCAUGCGGUUUGGGCAAAUGUCCCUAUCUCGCCUAAUGAUCGCCUCGUCGGAUCAGGCAUACGAACAAGUGGUAUGGAUAAUGUAUUCACUUCACCCUCUGUUCUGGUUCGCACUAAACUUGCUGGUGAUAUUGUCAUCGGCCCUCAGUUCAGGCCCGUUCACCCUGACUUCGCCCUCGUCCUUAAUAAGGAUUACACCUGUGAUAUUAUACCAGACAAGAUCAUCUAA
Molecule: messenger RNA, 786 nt
Organism: Fusarium odoratissimum NRRL 54006
Lineage: Eukaryota; Fungi; Ascomycota; Sordariomycetes; Hypocreales; Nectriaceae
Exons: 4
Coding region: 1-786 (261 amino acids)
Source: RefSeq, a predicted model, not a curated record